This is a messenger RNA of Botrytis cinerea B05.10, 2626 nucleotides long. RefSeq names its product Bcvel4 (gene Bcvel4). The transcript has 3 exons. Bases 851 to 2032 code for a protein of 393 amino acids. Lineage: Eukaryota; Fungi; Ascomycota; Leotiomycetes; Helotiales; Sclerotiniaceae. The record is from RefSeq and is a predicted model, not a curated record.
GGAUUUCAAAAGAAAUAUAGAGUAGUGCAGAUGUCUUUAUCAACUCUAUGCGAAUAGUGCAUAGCGCACGGAUCGAAGAACGGGGAACUAGAACUUUAGCGGCACCUUCAACAUCCACUUCCCAAAUGCAACUAAAAUGUUACAAUCCCGGAAAUGUUUCGAACCGUCAAACAUCACAGCUGUACCCCUCAAGCCCUGUCAAGGACAAGUCCAACAAGACCGCAAAAACCAAAAUUCAUUAACUUACCUGGCUAGGGUUAAGCCAAAAAAAGAAUCAAACCCUUGCCUGGCACUUUAUCCGCAUGCUCAAAAACACGGAGAGCUGGGCAUGCUAAAUCAUGCUGCAAUAGUAGUCGUCCGCCAGUCAUUCAUCGCAAUUCAAGACACAUCCACCAAACAUACCACACCUUAUCCCGCAAAGUAGGAGUUUGAACCAACCAGAAAGCUAUCCAUACUGCAGGUCGCACUCUCGAUAUCGCUCACCCGGUUCCUGGGUCUUUCGCAGCUUCCUUGAAGCCUCCGGCCAUUACCAUGCUUCCUGUCACUCCAGGGUUGUCCUCCAUGGGAGUUUCUAUAUCUCCCCCCAGCUUUCCCCACGACUGUCAAUGAAGAGCUGCUCUCUUUUCCUUUCUAUCGUUAUUGUACUUUGACGUUACACAUAUAUUACAAUUGGUUGCAACCCUCAUUCAUGCACUCGCAAUCAGAUUUCGAACAAUCAAACAAAUAUCUUGUACUUCGCCCUCCUCGGCCACCAACAUAUAGCACCACAUCUCUGGUUGAGCAUUCACUAUCAUCAAUUCAUUCGUAUCUCGAGAUAUUAAUGAAACUCAAAGAUACUUACUAGUAGCCUAUGCAGAUACCUCUACCCGACAAUACUCAAUCGAACGUCUAUAAUAUCACGAUAUAUUUGACAAUCUCCUACAAUAUGUACCAUUCGAAUCACGACGCGCUCCCAAUUCAUCAGCCUUCUGAUGGCAGAACCAUUAGCUAUGGACGAGAGCCGUUACCGUACCACGACAUCGGCGAUGACAGGGCGCAAAUGCCGAAUUUCAAUCCCCCCAGACUUCCUCCCAUAUCUUCAUUGCUAUCCUCUUUACCACCGGAACAAGUUGAGGAGGGUCAGACGUUUGAUGAGUCGUAUCGUCCGCCAUCACAAGGACCACGGUCUCCAGUAGCAUUGAACAGGCCAAUGUACCUACAUCAGCAACAACGUAGUCCUCGGGAGCUCGAACGCACUUUUAAGCACUCCCAGAGCCCGUUAUCUCCAUACUCGACAUGUCCACCGACACCCAUGUCAGAUGUAUUUGCGACUAGUGAAGGUUCUGUCGCAGCUCAUCACCACGGUCCGUUUGCCCCUCCCAGGGCUCCGCCACCACUCCCCCCUCAGCCAGAAUGUAGACUGGUCGUCAUGCAACAGCCAAUAUCCGCACGAGCUUGUGGAUACGGAGACAAGGACCGUCGAAUGAUAGACCCGCCCCCAAUUCUGACGCUCGAAGUAUUUGAUAAGGAUACAGGUCAGGCUGUCAAUCCAAAGGAGAGAAAGAAUGUCUUGAGUAAAUACAUGCCGAUUGUGCAUUGCACACUAUGGAAUCCCUACACAAAUUGCGAAGAUGACAAGAUCGAGGGAAGUAGUGACCGUAGAAAUCAAAGGAGGAUGGUAGGAACGAUGGUGUGUAACGGUUUCAAAGCACUAGAUAUUCAUGGCGAUGAGCGAUUCUUCUUCACUUUCGCCGAUUUGUCUGUUCGAUUCCCGGGUGACUAUCAAUUGAAAUUCAGAUUGACGUUAAUCGACCCAGCUGCAAUGGGGAAAGGUCAAAGAAACGGGAUUAUGAGUCCAUUGUUAAGCAAUAUCUUUAAGGUACAUAAUGCCAAAGACUUCGAGGGGAUGAGGCCUAGUUCGGAUCUGGCGAAAUCUCUUGUUAGCCAGGGCUAUCCGAAUAUUCUCAAGAUUAAGAAAGGAAAUGCGAAAACAAUUGCAAUGGUUGGCCAAGGGGACGACGAGGAUGACGAUGAUGAAAUGGGAGGAAUGUAAGUGAGGAAUGCGUGUGAAGUCAGUUCUAGCUGGAAAUAUUUAUAAGGAGUCAGCCAAGCUCUAGUGAAUGGCUGCUUUGAUAUUGAAGACGGAGACCGACGAGCUUUGAUUUUUGCAUUGGAUUCAUUGUUGAUCCGUUGAAAGCGGGAGUUAGCGUCUCAAAAUGGUUGCUCUUUUGGUGAAGAGAUUUGGACAAUGGUAUGAAUUUAUGAAUUUAUGAAGAGCAAGAGCGAGAGUCAGGGCAGCAACGUUGGUAUUGGGUUGUACUGAUAAUUGUACUGGUUGUUUGGUGAAAACUUCGGUAUCGUGAUCAAACUUCACCCCAAGUUUUGCAUUCUACAAAUUGUUAUUGUGGCAGUGGAAGAUAUACCAAUGAAUACGAAUAAAUGUUAAACGUCAAAUAUCAAAAAUCACAUAUCAAUUCAAAAUGGUAUAUCAAAAUUUGUUCUUAUUCUUUACUUUUCUUUCUGUCAUUCAAUUAGCUUUAGCUAUUCAUCUAGCUACCUACGUAUCUACAUAGAUCUAGGCAGCUUCGAAUCCUUCUUCUACUAUAAUAGUCUUAAUAAUAAUAAAAUAUUGAGUUCUUUAGAAACA